AUGACCUCUUCGCCGAGUGAUGGAGAUCCUCUUCAGACGCCUGACAUUUUGUCCUCUCCCACGAUCCCGACACUCGAGGUUAGCAAGACAAGACCGCCCGCGAGAAACGAAUCACCUGAGACAUCCACUAACAGUCUCCCUGUCCGCACAUCGAGCCCUCCCGCCCUAGGUUCCCGCACCAGCACCUUUUCUAGCGUUCUAUCUCGCUCUAGCUCCCCCAAUGGGAGGUUGUCGCUGUCACUAUCGAGGUUUGGCAGAUCACGAGCGAACAGCCCCCUAGGAAACCCCUCAGAAACAUAUGAUGACACACGGUCUCUGAUCGUACGGGCGUUUUCUCCCACUGUUGCAAUCUACGCUUCGCCCGAGGUGGACGAACUCGCCGCUCGCAAAGGACUGAGAAAUGGCUUCGUCGAACUGGUUCGCCCGUUCGGCGACAAGAUCAACGGCAAGGUAGUGGUGCGAGACAGCACAGGAGCCAGCCGGGCAUGGGAGGAUUUUGGUGUGCACUUUGCAGACCUUGGCCAACUAGUUCAAGAUGGCACGUCCGCGCAGUCCGCGUCGAAAUCCACAGACAAGCUAGAAGAAUUGAUGGAACAUUUUGUGGGCGAUGGCUUUGACCAGACCGAAGAUAGCCUGGGACGAGGCGAGACCUCUCCCUUUUACCGGCUGUUUCUGGCACGCCUUCUGGCGUCUCAAACUAUGAGCGCGCAUGAAUCCUUCCGCCAUCCAGUUGGUGCGGUGAUCGCCAUCAGUUCUGCCACCAAACAACCCAUCGAGACCCUACGCAAUCUCUAUCAGCAAACCGCGUCGGGUUCGCGAGCCUUACCUGUUUAUGCCAAUCCGGAAUAUCUAAGAUAUUAUGUCCUUGUCCACGAUGAGGACCGAGAUGAUUUCAGCAAGUCGUCUGCGCUGUUCGAUCAGAUGAAGCGCCAUUUCGGCCUCCACUGCCACCUCCUCAGGCUGAGAUCCGCGCCAUGCACCCAGACCGACGACGACACGGAAGAACUUCCUGCCAGCGAGUGGCUAUCUCCUACUGAACAACUCUCCCUCUUACGCGACACAGCCGAUCUGAUUGAUCUCGAUACCUCAACAUCUCCCUAUAUCUUUUCGUCAGAUGCGACGGCAUUGCGCGCAUUUGUCCGCGAGCUUAUUGCACAAUCAAUAAUCUACCAUAUGGAGCAAAGGAUUGCUCUGUGGAACGAUCAAAUUGCCUCGCGUCGCCGCGGUAUUUCCGGUCGGUUCAUGUCACUCUCUAAAAGAUGGACCGCAAUUGGAAGUUCUUCUCGAAGCUCGUCAUCAACCACCAAUGUAGGGUCAAGCGGCAAUUACCACAGCCUGCAAGGGAUAUAUCGCUAUGAUGCUCCCGAAAGUCUCUUGCGGAAGCUUGCUGACUACGCAUUCAUGUUGAGAGAUUACAAACUGGCGGGAUCAACCUAUGAGCUGCUUCGAGGAGACUACUCCAACGACAAAGCGUGGGAACACUUGGCCGGAGCGAACGAAAUGUGCUGCGUCGCUACUCUCUUGAACCCGCUCACGAGCAGCGGCAGUUCCAAGUUCAAAAUCGAAACCUUCGACAACAUGCUCGAGACUGCAAGCUAUUCAUAUUUGACCCGGUGCACUGAGCCAGCCCUUGCGUUGCGCUCUAUCUUGCUGGGCGUCGAGCUGUUGAAAGUCCGAGGUCGAGCAGCUGGCGAGCUCGCGGCGAAGUGGGCAAUCCGCAGCCUCGAACUGGGCCUGGUUGGUAGUAUCGGACAUGUCUUGGUCAGUGAGCGGGUUGCAUCUUCUUUUGCAGACCGCAUCGGCAUCGGCAACACAAGUUGGGGUAUGCGUAAGCGAAAAGCUGCACUAUGGAGUAUCAUGGCUGCUGACGAAUGGAUGAAACUCGGCCGAGCCGAGAUCGCCGCUGAGCGACUUGAUGAAGCACAAGAGUUAUAUGGUGAGACGAAGAACACUGAAUCACACAAGCAGUUUCAUGAGCUUGCCGAAUACCUAGAUCAAUUGCGACUGGCUGUGAGGAUGAAGCUGGGAGAAGCAAGGAGAAGAGGCUUUAGUGGAGCGACGAGACAGAUCGAGCUGGAGGGUCCGGUGGACGCCCAAGCCGACGUGGAAGAUGAAACAGUGGAAGAAAUGAAUGCCCUGGAAAAGGUCGACAGCAAAGGCCACCGAAAAGUUACUCCAGGAGGGGGCCUGGGAACAGGAGCCAGUCCCCUUGAACCCGUUACGCCGUUGAGUCCGGCGCGGCUGAGUAGGGGCGACACAUUCCGGCGCGAUGACGAUUUUGAAUGA
This is a messenger RNA of Fonsecaea nubica, 2286 nucleotides long. RefSeq lists its product as hypothetical. Gene Ontology annotation, biological process: endoplasmic reticulum to Golgi vesicle-mediated transport; protein localization to phagophore assembly site. Gene Ontology annotation, cellular component: TRAPPIII protein complex; phagophore assembly site; cytoplasmic vesicle. The record is from RefSeq and is a predicted model, not a curated record. NCBI's taxonomy places the organism in Eukaryota, Fungi, Ascomycota, Eurotiomycetes, Chaetothyriales, Herpotrichiellaceae. The transcript has a single exon. The coding region runs from base 1 to 2286 and encodes 761 amino acids.